AUGCCUCCUACAUAUGAUUCAUCUUGGUGGAAGCUUUGUCUUCGCUGCCGGAAGCUUCGUCUCCGCCCCAGCUUCAUUUUGGUAGUUCGUUCAUCGAAAAUGAUGGUCGGACGACUAACUUCUGAUGUGAUGGCGCAAGGAAGAAGAAGGAGGAAGAAGAAGAAAGGAGGAAGAAGGAUGGAGGGUAUUUUCUACUUCUCUAUAAGCACUAGUCUCUCAAUGGCUUUCCCACUUCUCAGAACCCUCAUCACUGCUUGCAAAUACCUACUCAGAUGUGCAUUUUUGUUUCUCAUUCAUGUUGCUGUGAAACUUAUCUGUACUGACACUCUACAGUUAUUUUCUUCAUCAUCGUCACCACCACCACAACCUUCUCUAGCCCAAGAAAUUAUCACUAAAGAGUUGGAGUUCAGCAUAAUUCAGUUCAGAGACUACAUCAAUUUGAUGAUGACAAAACUCAACAAGGCUCUUGAUGGAAUAGUACCAUUUAAGCUCCAUCAAAAACUCGCACAAAUCGCAAUUUCAGUUCUCAAAAUCCUCCUCCGUACUUACAAAAGCAUGCUUAUCCAUGUCCUAAUUUUCCUUCUCAAACAUGUUGCUCUCAAGUUCAUUUUGGCCCAAAUUGACUCACCCUGUUCAGAUCCAGGAAGACCCAACAAGAAUUUCACUUCUGUGGAGCUGGAGUGUGGGGAAUCAGGCGAGUUUAAACUCAAAGAUUACAUGAACUCGAAGCUCAAAAGAGUGAACAGAGCACUUGACGAGGCAGUCCCAUUAAGAUCCCCCAAAAAGAUUCGCGAGGCGAUGAGGUUCUCGCUUCUUGGUGGAGGAAAGCGUGUACGCCCAAUACUCUGUAUCGCUUCGUGUGAAUUAGUGGGUGGAGAUGAAGCUUCAGCAAUGCCAAUCGCCUGUGCGAUGGAGAUGAUUCACACUUGUUCAUUGAUCAUCGAUGAUCUUCCUUGCAUGGACAACGACUAUCUCAGGCGAGGGAAUCCCACAAACCACAAAUUGUUCGGCGAAAAAGUUGCAAUUCUCGCUAGUGCCGCGCUCUUCUGUCUUGCAUUUGAGCACAUAGGGUCCGAGACCAUACAUGUUCCUUCGGAACGGGUGGUUGGAGCCAUCGUGGAGAUGGUUUCAGCGAUCGGGUUGGACGGGCUCGUGGCGGGACAAUUUGGGGAUCUUGAAUGUGAAGGGAAGGAAGUGAGUUUGGAGGAAUUGGAGUAUAUUCAUUUGCACAAGACCGCGAGGCUAUUAGAGGCGUCGGUUGUUUGUGGAGCGAUAAUUGGAGGGGGGAAUGUGUCGGAAGUGGAAAGCCUUAAAAAGUAUGGGAGUCGUAUUGGGUUGUUGUUUCAAGUGGUGGACGAUAUUUUGGAUGUGACACAGUCGACGGAGGAGUUGGGGAAGACUGCAGGGAAGGAUUUGACAAGCGACAAGGCUACUUUUCCGAAACUGAUGGGGCUUGACAAUGCGAGGAGUUUUGCGCAAAAGCUGGUUGAUCAAGCGGUGGAAGAGCUUGCGCAUUUCGACGCUGCAAGGGCUGCACCUUUGUACCAUUUGGCACAUUUCAUCGCUGACCGUCAAAACUAGUGGUGGGUGGUGUUGUUGUAAAACCUUCAUUGGAUGGAGUCCCGACCAAAAUCAUGUUUUAAUCGUGUGUAUCCUCAUGUCAUGAUGUCUCUCUCCUGCAUAUUGUCGUCUUCUUCUUUUAUUUUUAUGCUG
Messenger RNA from Tripterygium wilfordii, 1713 nucleotides. Its product is annotated as geranylgeranyl pyrophosphate synthase 7, chloroplastic-like. The transcript has 3 exons. Gene Ontology annotation, biological process: isoprenoid biosynthetic process. The record is from RefSeq and is a predicted model, not a curated record. Bases 1 to 1581 code for a protein of 526 amino acids. NCBI's taxonomy places the organism in Eukaryota, Viridiplantae, Streptophyta, Magnoliopsida, Celastrales, Celastraceae. Gene Ontology annotation, molecular function: prenyltransferase activity.